Molecule: messenger RNA, 4629 nt
Organism: Syngnathoides biaculeatus (alligator pipefish)
Lineage: Eukaryota; Metazoa; Chordata; Actinopteri; Syngnathiformes; Syngnathidae
Gene: npc1
Product: Niemann-Pick disease, type C1
Exons: 26
Coding region: 89-3931 (1280 amino acids)
Cellular component (GO): membrane
Molecular function (GO): lipid carrier activity
Source: RefSeq, a predicted model, not a curated record
GCUCCAUAACAAAAAAAAAAAAUAUGUGAAAGUUUGUUCGUGGUGCCGCUGCUGUCGUCGCCUUCGUUUCUCUUCUCCGACGCCGACAAUGGGCUUCCUCCCAGAAAGAGGCGCCUUCCGUCUACUCCUGCUUCUUAUAUUUCUCUCGGAGGCGCAUUUUAAAUGGGCGCAGGCCCAAAAAUGCGUGUGGUACGGGGAGUGCGCAGAGUCCGAAAUCGUCGGCGGAAAGAAAUAUAACUGUAACUACACCGGACCUCCAAUUCCUCUGGAUCCCAAAGGCUAUAAACUCCUCAAGGAACUGUGUCCCGGUUUUGACUAUGGAAGUCGGGAACUAUGCUGCAAUGUGGAUCAGUUGCUUACUCUGCAAGGGAGUCUCCAGCUGCCCUUCCAGUUCCUGUCCCGGUGUCCCUCGUGUUUCUUUAACUUGAUGAACUUCUUCUGCGAGCUGACGUGCAGCCCUCACCAGAGUCAAUUCUUGAAUGCCACCAAGUUCAAAAGCUCAAAUUCCACCGAGUUCAACAGCUCCAGCGUGGUGGAGGUUCAGUACUACAUCGGGCAAACAUUCUCCAACGCCAUGUACAACGCCUGCCGGGACGUCCAAGUGCCAUCCAGCAACCUGAAGGCCUUGUCGUUUCUGUGUGGCAAAGAUGCCAAGGACUGCAACGCCACCAACUGGAUCGAGUACAUGUUUGACAUACGAAAUGAGCAGUCGCCCUUUCCUAUCAUACCCAUAUUCUCUGAUGCGCCAGUGUCUGGCUACACGCCCAUGAACAACAAGACGUACGGCUGCUCUGAAGGCCUGGAGGACGGUUCCGGUCCUUGCUCCUGCCAGGAUUGCUCCGCAACAUGCGGGCCCAAACCCGUUCCGCCGUACAUCCCGCCUCCUUGGACAAUCAUCGGUAUUGACGCCAUGACCGUCAUCAUGUGGAUCUUUUACACGGCCUUCCUGUUCGUGUUUGUCGGCACAGUGGUCGCAGCGUGGUGCUACAGGAAAAGGACAAUCAUGUCGGAGUACGGCCCCAUUUUGGAUAGCAACAACCCGUUGUCUCUCAACAGCGACCGUUCUGAAGCAGUGAACGCGACAUGCUGCGAGACGCUGGGUGAGCGUUUCGAGAACACCCUGCGUGUGGUCUUCAGCUCGUGGGGUUCGUUCUGCGUGCGCUACCCGGGUCUGGUCAUCCUGGGCAGCCUGCUCUUUGUGGUGGCCUCCUCCGGCGGUCUGGUCUACAUGCGCAUCACCACCGACCCGGUGGAGCUGUGGUCGUCGCCCGGCAGCCAGGCGCGCCGAGAGAAGGACUACUUCGACAGCCACUUUGGGCCUUUCUUCAGGACGGCUCAGCUCAUCAUCACGACGCCGCUCAACGAGACCUUCACCUACAACCCCUACUUUGGAGGCUCGCCCGUCCCCUUCGGAGCCAUCUUGGAUAAGGGCAUCCUCCAUCAGGUGCUGGACCUGCAGCUCGCCAUCGAGGCGCUCGUCGCCCCGUACGAUGGCCAAAAUGUCACGCUGAAGGACGUCUGCCUGGCCCCGCUGGCCCCGUACAACGACAACUGCACCAUCUUGAGCAUCCUCAACUACUUCCAGAAUAGCCACGCCGUGCUCGAUCACAGCCUCGGCGACGAGUACUUCACCUACGCCGAUUUUCACAGCCAUUUCCUCUACUGUGUCAGCGCCCCAGCAUCCCUGAACGACACCACACUCCUCCAUGAUCCUUGUCUCGGCACCUUCGGAGGUCCCGUCUUCCCUUGGCUGGCUCUGGGUGGCUACGAUUCCACCAACUACAACAAUGCGAGCGCUCUUGUCAUCACCUUCCCAAUCAACAACUACCUCAACGACACGGUCAGGCUGGGCAAAGCUCUGGCAUGGGAAAAGGAAUUCAUCCGCUUCAUGAAGGAGUUCCACAACCCCAACCUGACUAUCGCCUUCAGCGCCGAGAGGAGCAUUGAGGACGAAAUUAACCGGGAGAGCAACAGCGACAUCAGCACCGUCGUCCUCAGCUACGCCAUCAUGUUCGUCUACAUCUCUCUGGCGCUGGGACACAUAAACAGCUGCAGGAGACUGCUGGUGGACUCCAAGAUUUCUCUGGGCAUCGCGGGCAUCCUAAUCGUGCUGAGCUCAGUGGCGUCCUCGCUGGGCAUCUUCAGCUACGUCGGCAUCCCGCUCACCCUCAUCGUCAUCGAGGUCAUCCCCUUCCUGGUGCUGGCCGUCGGCGUGGACAACAUAUUCAUCAUCGUGCAGACGUACCAGCGAGACGAGCGGAUGCCUCAGGAGGAACUCCACCAGCAGAUCGGUCGCAUCCUCGGAGACGUCGCGCCCAGCAUGUUCCUGUCCUCCUUCUCUGAGACGGUGGCCUUCUUCCUUGGGGCGCUGUCCAACAUGCCCGCGGUCAGGACCUUCUCCCUCUUUGCUGGCCUGGCUGUUUUCAUUGAUUUCCUGUUGCAGAUCAGCUGCUUUGUGAGCCUUCUGGGCUUGGACCUGAAACGACAGGAGGCGAAUCGGCUGGAUAUCAUUUGCUGCGUGAAGCUGCCCGAAGAUCAGGCACCAAAGACGGACAGCGUCCUCUUCCGCUUUUUCAAGAAGUUCUACGCGCCGUUCCUCCUCAAAGAGUGGGUGCGGCCCGUUGUUGUGGCUGUAUUUGUGGGCGCACUCUCCUUCAGUAUAGCUGUGGUCAAUAAAGUUGAGGUCGGACUGGACCAGCAGCUCUCCAUGCCUGAUGACUCGUACGUGCUGGAGUACUUCAAGAACCUGAGCCAGUAUCUCCACACGGGAGCGCCGGUGUAUUUUGUAGUGGAGGACGGUCUGAACUACAGCAGCCUGGAGGGUCAGAACUCGGUGUGUGGCGGCGUGGGCUGCAACAACAACUCCCUGGUGCAGCAGAUCUACUCUGCGUCGCUCAUCAGCAACUACUCCACAAUCGCCUACACGCCUUCCUCUUGGCUGGACGACUACUUCGAUUGGGUGAAGCCACGGUCCACCUGCUGCCGUUACUACAAUACCACCGGCGACUUCUGUAAUGCUUCGGUAGUGGACCCAUCGUGCGUGCACUGUCGACCUAUGACGGAAAGCGGGAAGCAGAGGCCCGUGGGUGAUGACUUCAUGCACUUUCUUCCCAUGUUCCUGUCGGACAAUCCCAAUGUCAAGUGUGGAAAGGGCGGCCACGCAGCGUACGCCACAGCAGUGGACCUCUAUCCCAACAACACCCGAGUGGGAGCCAGCUACUUCAUGACCUUUCACACCAUCCUGAAGGAGUCGUCGGACUACAUCGACGCUUUGAAAAUGGCCCGCGUCUUGGCUGACAACAUCAGUCAGACCGUGGACCACAAGAUUUUUGCCUACAGCGUCUUCUACGUGUUCUACGAGCAGUACCUGACCAUCGCGUACGACACGGCCUUCAACCUGAGCGUGUCGCUGGGCGCCAUCUUCGUGGUGACGGCCGUGCUGCUGGGCUUCGAGCUGUGGUCGGCCGUGCUAGUGUCUGUCACCAUCGCCAUGAUCCUGGUCAACAUGUUCGGCGUCAUGUGGCUGUGGAACAUCAGCCUCAACGCUGUCUCGCUCGUCAAUCUGGUCAUGGCCUGCGGGAUCUCCGUUGAGUUCUGCAGCCAUCUGGUUCGAGCGUUUUCCAUCAGCAUGAAGAAGAGCAGAGUGGCACGAGCCGAGGAGGCGUUAGCUCACAUGGGCAGCUCGGUGUUCAGCGGGAUCACGCUGACAAAGUUCGGCGGCAUCCUCAUCCUGGCGCUGUCCAAGUCUCAGAUCUUCCAGGUCUUCUAUUUCCGCAUGUACCUGGCCAUCGUGCUCCUGGGUGCCGCGCACGGCCUCAUCUUUCUGCCCGUGCUGCUCAGCUACGCAGGUCCCUCGGCAAACAAAGCGAAGGUGUUCGCGGCCAACAGGCGCCUCGUCGGGACCGAAAGGGAGCGGCUCCUCAACUACUAAGACGACAGACAGGCGGGAGGGGAGAGGCGGGCGGGACGACGCCAAUUUUAUCCAAACGGGACUGUUACUGUCACCUUUGUCAUGGCCACCGCUGACUUUUUACAUGGAUUGGACCGAGGAAUAUUACUUGACGUUUUCUCGUCACACUACGGCUGCAGAAUCGAGACCGGAAGGAAUAUCACGCACAAGUGUCAGUUGACAGACAGUGAGUGGCAUGACCCGUUAGUGAUUUGGAAAUCUUUAAAGGGGAAUCCUGUUCAGUUUUUAAAUAGAAAAACAAAUAUAGAUAUAUAUAUUUUUUAAAUCCACAACUGUGCUUACGUCGGAGCUCAAGCUAACUUGUUCCAAAUCCUCAAAGGUACCAAGUAACGAUGCGGUUUGUAACUACUGUGUAAUUGCUCAGGUUUUGCCCUCAUUGUGUACGAGAUGGGGAUAAUUACAACCCCCCCGCCCCAUGCUCGGAGAAGCCUCAGCAAAGGUAUACUUGGAAAAAUUUGAACUCGGGCCAAAUUUAUGUUUAAUAAGCUCUUUUUGCAGUUACUGAUCAUUUGUUAUGCCUGUGUGUGAAUACCUCUACUUUAAGGAAUUAAUUCAAAUCUCAUCCUCGGCGGUAAAUGCUUGGUAAAUUACUAUUUUACGAUAUUACCUCUUAGUGUUAACUCUAAUACUGGAUUAUGCUCUCAAAGGAACAGGACCAC